AAGAUUCUUUAGGCCUCAAUUCACACAAACUCAAGUUUUUAGUUUUCCAAAUUCCGAUUUCCAGGAAUUCACAUACCCAGAUUCAGGCUAUCUCUAAUUUUUGUGUAUAUAAUUAAUAAAAAAAAAAAUGGAUGAAAUAUUUGGGACAAGAAGAGCAAUAAGCGAAACAACAACAAAGAAGAGUGCAAUAUAUGUGUGGGGUUACAAUGAGUCUGGACAGACUGGUAGGAAAGGCAAGCAGUGGCAAUUGAGGAUCCCUAGACAGCUUCCUCCUCAGCUUUUCGGGUGUCCGGCCGCCACGGGACCCAAUUCACGGUGGUUUGAUAUUGCUUGUGGUCGUGAGCAUACCGCGGCUGUCGCCUCUGAUGGGUCGCUUUUCACUUGGGGGGCCAACGACUUUGGUCAGUUGGGAGAUGGAACUGAGGAGCGAAGCAAGCACCCUAGAAAAGUGAAACAAUUGCAGACAGAGUUUGUGAAAUCUGUGUCUUGUGGAGCACAAUGUACUGCUUGUAUUGCAGAACCUCGUGAAAAUGAUGGAACCAUCUCAACAAGUAGGCUCUGGGUUUGGGGCCAAAAUCAGGGAUCAAAUUUUCCUCGCUUAUAUUGGGGGGCCUUUUCUCCUAACACGAUUAUCCGUCAAGUGUCCUGUGGGGCAGUGCAUGUGGUGGCUUUAUCAGAGGAUGGCCUGCUACAAGCGUGGGGCUACAAUGAAUAUGGUCAGCUUGGCAGAGGUGUUACCUGUGAAGGACUACAGGGGGCUUGUGUAAUAAAUGCUUAUGCGAAGUUCCUUGACGAAGCUCCUGAGCUUGUGAAGAUUACCCAAGUGUCAUGCGGGGAGUACCACACUGCAGCAAUAUCUGAAAUAGGCGAGGUCUAUACUUGGGGCUUAGGAAAUAUGGGUCAACUUGGGCAUUGUUCCCUCCAGUCUGGGGAUAAGGAGUUAUUGCCUAGGAGAGUGGUUGCCCUUGAUGGAAUAUUCAUAAAGGAUGUUGCUUGUGGUGGUGUACAUACAUGUGCUGUGACUUUGAAGGGAGCUCUUUAUGCUUGGGGUGGUGGUCAAGCAGGGCAGUUAGGCCUUGGCCCCCAAACUGGAUUCUUUUCAUGCACUCCUAAUGAUUCCAAUACAUUUUUCCGCAAUUUCCCUGUUUUGGUUGUCCCAAAUGGUGUGCAACUUGUUGCAUGUGGACAUUCCCACACUCUAAUUUCCAUGAGGGAUGGAAGAAUCCAUGGAUGGGGCUACAAUAACUAUGGUCAGGCAGCUAAUGAUAAAUCUACAUAUGCUUGGUUUCCAUCACCAAUCGACUGGUGUGUUGGGGAAGUGCGAAAAUUAGCAGCUGGUGGUGGCCAUUCAGCUGUGUUGACUGAUGCAUGUUCCUUAAAGGAGUUGUGUGAGUUUAGCCUUGCAGAUGGUGUGACUCUAUCAAAUGCUUCUGAGAUUGAGGAUGUUGCUUCCAGAACAGGAUCAGAUUCUUUGGCACGUCUUUGUGAAAGAUUAAGGGAACAUAUGCUUGAUGGCAGUGAAAGUGAACAUGUAGCUGAUGAGGUCAAUGGUAUGCAGAACUGAAGAAACAAUUGAAUUGGCUUAAGAUGGCUGAUCAUUGUUAAUUUGUUAUAGUCAUUAUUUCCUUUUGGUCUCUUUUAUUAGACCAAUUUGGUUAGGACUGUAAAAUCAAGUACUGCUUUAUUCAAAUGGGUUAGGGGAAUCUCAUCUUUAAUGAAACAUAUAAUUCACCCAGUUUGUAAUUCUGAUACUAAUCUGAUUAGAAAAUUAAGUCAAGAACGAUAAUAAGAUUGUGAAGUUUGUAUUGUUGAAACUUUAAGGUUACUGGACCCGAGCAGUUUGUUAAA
Messenger RNA from Quercus robur (English oak), 1848 nucleotides. RefSeq lists its product as uncharacterized. NCBI's taxonomy places the organism in Eukaryota, Viridiplantae, Streptophyta, Magnoliopsida, Fagales, Fagaceae. The record is from RefSeq and is a predicted model, not a curated record. Bases 128 to 1564 code for a protein of 478 amino acids. The transcript has 10 exons.